AUAAAUAAAAAAAAAAGUACCAGUGUAAAGUGUAAGUUGAAAGUUCCGUCUAUUUUUCUUGUUUUGUAUUGUAUUUUAUUUAUAUUAUUUAAACAGUAAAAUAAUUUUACACUACAGAAUGUUACAAAGGGUUGCACCGUAUAAUUUUAAGAUUCUCACUCGACAAAUAACCUGUGUACCAAAGCAUAAACCCCCAGAUCAAAAUGACAUUGAGAAGCUCAAAGACUUCUUGAUUCAUCAGAAGAAACUGCUUGUUCUUACGGGAGCUGGAAUUUCUACAGAAUCUGGCAUACCAGACUACAGAUCUGAAGAAGUUGGGAUGUAUGCUCGGAGCAAUCACAAGCCUAUCCAGUACCAAGAGUUUGUGAAGUAUCCUAGAGUGAGGCAGAGGUAUUGGGCCAGAAAUUUUGUUGGGUGGCCAAGGUUCAGUUCUGUACAGCCAAAUGCAUCACACCAUUCAGUUAGAGAACUGGAAAAGGCAGGUAAAGUAACUGCCAUAGUAACACAGAAUGUGGACCGACUCCAUCAUAAGGCUGGUUCAGAGAAUGUGAUAGAGCUCCAUGGUACUGGCUACAUAGUGAAAUGUCUGAGAUGUCCAUAUGAGAUCAGUAGAGAAGUGCUACAAGAGGAACUAAUGCAGAACAAUCCUGAUAUGGAAAGCAGUUUCUCCAUGAUAAGGCCCGAUGGUGAUGUAGAAUUAUCCAAAGAGCAAGUUGAAAGGUUCAAGACACCUCUGUGCCCAAAAUGUGAAGGUCCUUUGAAACCUGACAUUGUAUUUUUCGGUGAUAAUGUUCCUAAGCUGAGAGUAGAUCAGGUUAGGGCAGCUACUACCAAUAGUGAUGGUAUAUUUGUCCUAGGAUCAACAUUAACUGUUUACUCAAGUUAUAGAAUAAUUUUACAAGCAAAAGAAGAGAAGAAACGUGUUGCUGUGCUCAAUAUAGGACCUACAAGAGCUGAUGACAUUAUAGAUCUUAAAAUAUCUGCAAAAUGUGGUGAUAUACUACCAGAGUUGUGUAAAUCUAUAUUAUGUACCUGAUUUAUUGUAAUUAAUAAGUUAUAAAGUUCUACCUCGUAGUAAUAUAAUUCAAGAGAUGUUAUUUUUAUAAUUGUUGUUAAAAUUAGAAAUAAAAUAAUAUAUUGACAA
Messenger RNA from Pectinophora gossypiella (pink bollworm), 1144 nucleotides. RefSeq names its product NAD-dependent protein deacylase Sirt4 (gene Sirt4). Gene Ontology annotation, molecular function: NAD-dependent protein lysine deacetylase activity; NAD+ binding. The transcript is spliced from 4 exons. The coding region runs from base 119 to 1036 and encodes 305 amino acids. Lineage: Eukaryota; Metazoa; Arthropoda; Insecta; Lepidoptera; Gelechiidae. The record is from RefSeq and is a predicted model, not a curated record.